This is a messenger RNA of Entelurus aequoreus (snake pipefish), 2730 nucleotides long. Its product is annotated as AMP deaminase 3-like. The transcript has 17 exons. The coding region runs from base 176 to 2509 and encodes 777 amino acids. Lineage: Eukaryota; Metazoa; Chordata; Actinopteri; Syngnathiformes; Syngnathidae. The record is from RefSeq and is a predicted model, not a curated record. Gene Ontology annotation, cellular component: cytosol. Gene Ontology annotation, biological process: IMP salvage; AMP metabolic process. Gene Ontology annotation, molecular function: AMP deaminase activity.
GUUCAGUCCAGUCAUUUCUUCCAGGUGUGCCUUGUUGGUGGCAUACAAAGAGGGCCUAAAACAAUUGGCCUCCCUCUUUUGAGUACCAGCCCGUAAACACGGAACACCUUGCUCUCAUUAGUGAGGGUGGCCUGCGGGCCCACCACGUUUGAACACCGCUCUGCAAAACGCCAGAAUGAAGCGACGAGAAGCAGCCCUUUGCAAGCAGCAGUCCACACCUUGCCUGGGAAGAGAGAUACCACGGCUCUUCCCAAGAAUGUCAAUGAGCGAGAUGGACGAGAAGGUCCGUCUGUUGGCAGAGAAGGUCUACGCCUCUGCCCUGAAGGAGGAGGAUACCAAAGAUGCGAUGGCUUUGUUCACCGUGCCCGAAGACUGUCCCAUCGGCCUACUAGAGGACAGGGAGCGCGCCCUGCAGAAAGAGCUGGCCGAGCAGCAAUCCAAGGAGACGGUGAAAAGGAAGAAGAAUUUUAUGAUGAAGCGUUCCCAGUCGCUGUGCUUGCAGAUUCCCACCAGCGACAGGAGCCUUCCAGCCUAUUCACCCUUGCUCUCCCCGACCACACCUGAGCCUGUUUUUUCAGAGAGCUUUCCCGACUUCCAGAGAGUUACCAUCAGUGGAGACUACUGUGCAGGGAUCACAGUUGAGGAUUAUGAACAAGCAGCCAAGAGCCUCCUAAAAGCUCUUUUCAUCAGAGAGAAGUACUCGCGGCUGGCCUACCACCGCUUUCCCAGGACCAUUGCCUGCUUCCUCCGCAACACUGAGGGGGCCAAGUGGCGAGAAGAGGAUGAGGUCCUUCCAGACAUCUGGCCUUUCCCUCAUGAGGGCGAAGACCCAUAUUCAAUGGAAGGCCUUCCCGAGAACCUCAACUAUGAGCUGCAGAUGAAGGAUGGCAUUGUUCAUGUUUACGACAAUGCAGAGGACCUUAAACAACAGCAGCCUCACAGACUCCCUUACCCGGACUUGGAGACCUUUGCCAUCGACCUGAGCCAUGUCUUGGCCAUGAUUGCUGAUGGCCCAACGAAGACCUACUGUCAUAGACGUUUGAACUUCUUGGCCUCCAAGUUCUACCUUCAUGAAAUGUUAAAUGAAAUGGCCGAGCUGAAGGAGCUGAAGCGUGUUCCACACAGAGACUUCUACAAUGUCAGAAAGGUGGACACACACAUACACGCUGCCGCCUGCAUGAACCAGAAGCACUUGUUGAAGUUCAUCAAGACCACUUCCCAGACUGAGAAGGACCGAGUGGUCCUGGAGAAGGGCGGCCAGAAGAUGACACUGAAGCAAGUCUUCAACCACCUCCACAUGGACCCCUAUGACCUCACAGUGGACUCGCUGGACGUGCACGCUGGCAGGCAAACGUUUCACCGCUUUGACAAGUUCAACUCCAAGUACAACCCUGUAGGAGCAAGCGAACUGCGGGAGAUUUACCUGAAAUCCGACAACUACAUCGGAGGAGACUACUUUGCUCGGCUCAUCAAGGAAGUAGCCAAAGACCUGGAGGAGAGCAAGUACCAACACGCUGAGCCUCGGCUGUCAAUUUACGGACGCUCCACCAGCGAGUGGGAAAGACUCGCCAGCUGGUUCAUCCAGCACAAAGUUCACUCCCCCAACAUGAGAUGGAUGAUCCAGAUCCCACGAAUCUAUGACAUUUUCAAGUCAAAGAAGUUGAUACCACACUUUGCCAAGAUGCUGCAGAACAUUUUCCUACCAAUUUUUGAGGCCACAGUCAACCCACAGAAACACCCCGCACUUCAUGUUUUUUUAAAAUACGUGACAGGAUUUGACAGCGUGGAUGACGAGUCCAAACACAGCGACCACUUAUUCUCUUACAAGAGUCCAAAGCCUGAGUCAUGGACCGCAGACGACAACCCUCCGUACACCUACUACUUGUUCUACAUGUACGCCAACAUCAUGGUGCUCAACAACCUGCGCAAAGAGCGUGGACUGAACACCUUCCAGUUCCGCCCUCACUGUGGCGAGGCCGGCUCCAUCACUCACCUGGUCUCUGCCUUCCUAACAGCAGACAACAUCUCCCACGGCCUCAACCUCAAAAAGAGUCCAGUGCUGCAGUACCUCUACUACCUGGCCCAGGUCCCUAUCGCCAUGUCGCCACUGAGCAACAACAGCCUGUUCCUGCAGUAUUCCAAAAACCCACUGAGGGAGUUCCUUCAGAAAGGUCUGUGUGUGUCGCUGUCCACUGACGACCCCAUGCAGUUCCACUACACCAAGGAAGCCUUGAUGGAGGAGUACGCCAUCGCAGCUCAGCUGUGGAAACUCAGCACCUGUGAUUUGUGUGAGAUCGCCAGAAACAGCGUGCUGCAGAGCGGCCUGUCCCACCAGGAGAAGCAACACUUCCUGGGCUCCAACUACCUGCAGGACGGCCCCGAGGGCAACGACAUUCGACGCACAAACGUGGCACAAAUCCGCUUGGCCUAUCGGCACGAGACGCUGUGCAACGAGCUCAGUUUUUUAGUGGACGCCGUUAAAGCGGACGCCAUCAGUCCAGCAGAGUGACAGGAUUCAGCAACACAUUGUUUUCUAGUUCUUUUCAUAUUUUCUUACGGAUCUUGUUCCUUCUCGUCUGGGGUGGGUUGCAUAUCCCGUGAAUGGAAUUGUUGGCACUACCUUUCAAUGAAGUGGACAUGGAUUUUCUAUUUUAUACUUGAGCACGAAUGUCAGCACAAUGUGUCCAUCUGGAUUGUAUUUACGAGUGUUCAAAUAAACACGAAGCUUUC